UCCAGUCAGUACGUCUCUCAAAGCAAAGCUGUGCGCCUCUUCAGUCAACAUCAGUAGCAAAAACCACCUCGGCAACAAGCUGUGCGUCGCGUCCGCAAUGAAAUUACGUUCUCUAUCUUUAUCUUUUUAACAAAAGUGCGCAUUAGGGGAUUUCCAGGGUGUACCAUGAGACGGAGAGGGACAGUCUGAACGCGGUGCCUGAGCCGCCCUCCCUCAAGCCCACGCGGGACAAGUUGAGGCCGGGUCGUCUCCUCGGCCUGCUCUCCCCCUCCCACAACGACAUGCUCGAGCACAAGGAGCCUUUUGGACACUUCUGGGUUCAGCUGAGCUCGCUCUAUGGCAAGCUCCUAGUCAUACUGAUGGUGGCUUUCACCCUCAUAGAAGUCAUGGACAACCCAGUCAAGCUACUUUCGUUACAGGGUAUCUACUUGAUCUACCUAUAUGUGGGGAGCAUAGCUGUCAUCAUAUGCAUCUACAUCUGGGUUUUGGCGGACAGCUGUGCUUCCAUGCACCAAGAAGCUGAUGCUGAGCCGACCAUCACAACUUCCGUCAUCGCUGAUGCUGAACUGGGGGGAUUGUCACUCACUCGCUUUGGAUCUCUCAAACGAGCACACCUUUCCAGGCAUCAAGCCUCAGGCACCAGCUUCUAUCUCCGUAUUGGUGCUUUAGCAUUUGGCCUAGGCACUUUAGUGUUUAAUGGGUUGGAAAUGGCUAUGCACUCGAUGAUGGAGGCCUCCUGCCUGAAUGAUGUGGUCUUUGUUCACCCUGUUCUACAUGGUCUCUUCACGUUCCUGCAGAUGCAUUUCCUGUUCGUCAACUCUCAGGUGCUGGUAGAAAGGUUUGGUCUGGUAGCAAGGUUUGGUUUCAUGCAUCUGGCAGCAACAAAUCUGGCAUUGUGGGCUCGUCUGGUGGUCUGGGAGUCGGGGAAUGAGUGGACGUACUUUGUGUACCUGGCGCAGACAGCCGGAAUGGUGCCUCGUGCCUCCAGCUACGAUGCUGCUGUGCCUACCCCCCUCCAGCUAAAGGGUUUUCCUCGUUCUGUCACAGAUACUGCUAGGUUCCAGCGUGACUUGCGCCACGUAGGCAAUGCCAGUGCUCUCACUAGUCAAGUGUACCGACCCAUCUCUGACAGCCACAUUGACCAAGUGGUGGCUCUACACCAGUGCCUCAACACUAACUCCCUCGGUCAGCUGUGGACAUCAUCCAUGCCCUUUCUUUACCCUUUCAUCAUCCAGUUCAGCUUAAUCGCAGCAGGUGUGACAUACGUGAUGGGUCGCAAUGUUGGGCGAGAUAGAGUCAACAAGAAAAAAUCCAUCCAUAAGAAGGCCUUUGUCAACAACAAUAACAAUAAUAAUAACAAUGGAAACUGUAAACCCUCAGCUAACUGUGAUUUGGAAACCCACUAUCUUAGCUCUCAGAUUGAUUGUGCUGGAGCCAGCAAAGGGCUGUUCUUGGGCAUUCUGUGUCUGGUUGCUGGCAUCGUUGUCAUCAUCAUCUUCUUAGUGGUGAAGGACGAUGAAGGCUUCCCAUCAGAGACUCUGUUCUGGAUGAUCACAGGGACAUUGGCUGGGAUAUUGGCCAUCAGUUGUGUCAUGACUGUACUCGGACUGAUUCAGGUACGGAAGUUGUCACUGUCCGGUCGAGUUCCGUCAACACUAGACAGCUUGCUCUCCACCGCCACUCUGACCGGUGUCCAGCUGUAUUCAGUGUUCGGACUGGUAGUCGGUGCCAGUGUGGCGUCAGCGUCAGCACAUCACAGUCGCGAGCAACGCCAACACCUCAUGCUGCUGGUGGUGAGCUGUCUGCAGCUGGCACAGUCUGCGGCACAGAGCUGUCUCAUUGGUGAGGCCCUACGACGUACUUCCGUCACUCGACACCAACUGCUCACCAAGCCAGGACGCCAGGUGAUAACAUUCCUUUUAUGUAGUAAUGUGGCUCUGUGGGCAUUUGACUCGUUUGUCGGCCAGAGCUGGCUCAGUCAGGAGUUACAGCUGAGGUACCUGGGUGUCCUGGCCUGGGGAGUCAUCUCCCGUCUCUCUCUGCCCCUCCUGGUCUUCUACCGCUUCCACUCCGGUGUGCUACUACUUGAGGUCUGGCAGAGGGCUUACCGCAGCUGCCGUCUUCCAGACAAUUGACAAUCACGUAGAUCCAAAUGGGCUACAGGCAGAGGGGCCAAACUGCCCAAGCGAGUGCCCGCGCCUGAGGUGGAGUGUGUAUAUCUCGCUCCCCACCAUGGCUCAUUUUUCCUCAACUUCGACUAUGCACUGCCACCGCCUCGUAGAAAAAAGGUGAAACACCACGAAAGCCACCCAACUGAUCCAGCUUCCUGUUUCUUUGUAGAACCUGAUACCAACUUUUACCACUUCAUCGCAGCUAGCCAGUCUACUCCAUUCAGAAAAGUACCUUGGCAUCCAAAUCUGCACAUGCUAAAAUUUUGAAUAUUUGAAGAAAAAAAAAUAUCUAAAAUACAUUAGUAGUAUGACAUUCUAUCUCAAAGUAGUUUAUCACAAUCAAAAAGAUUUAAUUUUGUAGAUUAAAACAAUAGAAAUUAAUCUUGAAAUCACUCUAUAUUACUGUACUUCAUCAUUAUUUUGAAAAAUUUAAGUUACAUGAAACACAGUAAAUUACCACUUUUAGUAUAAAUGUAGAAUUAUUUUUCAGAUAUAGCUUAGUUAAAUACUUUUAAAAAUGUACAUUUAAACACAAAGUAUUUGUGGCCAGUCAACAAAAAGUGUUAUGAAAAUAAAAAUUAGUAUUAAUUAAAAUGCCAAUAAAUAAUCCUUUCAAUAAAAAAAAUUGUAAAUUUUGUUUAUACUGUUAUGUAUUUAUUUGAUUAAAUUUGUAUAUAUUUUUGUAAAUAUAACCUGCAGAUAUUUUAGAUCUAAAAAAAUUUCCAACUAACUCAAUAGCAUAACAGUUUCACAUUUUGUAAGAAACUCUUCACCAUUAAUAAUUUACUCUGGCCACUCUUUUAACACAGAAUAUACCAAAACACUCAUAAUUUAAUAUAUUCUAAUUUAUAUUUUUUAAGUUGUACCUUGAUAAUGUAUGCCAUAUUAGUUUGUAUCAUGUAUUUUAUGUGUUAAAAAUCAAAUGUAGAAAGUAAGGUUCUUAUGUGAAUAUAGAGCAUAUUAUUGAUAGUAAAAUUGUUUUAAGUGAUUCAUUGCAAAAAUUAGAAUUUAGCUCUAUUAGUUUAAUACAAGGAAUAAACAAAGCAUUCUUUACUUAUUUUUGGUUCCGGAUAUGUAAUGAAACUAAAUAAAUCACUCAUUAACUUUAUUUAAAAUGAAUAUUCAUAUCAAUGUUAAAAAAACUUGGCCUAAUUUUUACUUUUUUUCUAAAUUACAAACAGUUGUAAUAUUCAAUGUAAUUAAUACAUGUUUUACGUUAGAUGUCAAAUUUAAAAGUAUAAGUGGAGAAAUGCUUAUUUAACUGUUGGUAUUUAGAUUUAAACUAUUUAUCAAAUUACUCUUAAGUAAAAAAAAUCAGUACAUGUUGGGUUGUUUUUCUAUUAGGAUUGGUCAACAUUCAG
This is a messenger RNA of Homalodisca vitripennis (glassy-winged sharpshooter), 3532 nucleotides long. RefSeq names its product proton channel OtopLc-like. Gene Ontology annotation, cellular component: membrane. Gene Ontology annotation, molecular function: proton channel activity. The record is from RefSeq and is a predicted model, not a curated record. The coding region runs from base 282 to 2135 and encodes 617 amino acids. NCBI's taxonomy places the organism in Eukaryota, Metazoa, Arthropoda, Insecta, Hemiptera, Cicadellidae. Gene Ontology annotation, biological process: proton transmembrane transport. The transcript has 12 exons.